Rangifer tarandus platyrhynchus (Svalbard reindeer) is the source of this 471-nucleotide messenger RNA. The record is from the annotation of a GenBank genome assembly. Lineage: Eukaryota; Metazoa; Chordata; Mammalia; Artiodactyla; Cervidae.
AUGGGCCCAGAUUAUAGGGUACUUGUGCACAGAGCUCGAAAACUAGCUCAACAGUACUAUCUCGUUUACCAAGAACCUAUUCCCACAGCUCAACUGGUCCAGAGAGUAGCUUCCGUGCUGCAGGAAUAUACCCAGUCAGGUGGUGUUCGCCCAUUUGGAGUUUCUUUACUUAUCUGUGGUUGGAAUGAGGGACGGCCAUAUUUAUUUCAGUCAGAUCCAUCUGGAGCUUACUUUGCCUGGAAAGCCACAGCAAUGGGAAAGAACUAUGUGAAUGGGAAGACUUUCCUUGAGAAAAGAUAUAAUGAAGAUCUGGAACUUGAAGAUGCCAUUCAUACAGCCAUAUUAACCCUAAAGGAAAGCUUUGAAGGGCAGAUGACAGAAGAUAAUAUAGAAGUUGGAAUCUGCAACGAAGCUGGAUUUAGGAGGCUUACCCCAACUGAAGUUAAGGAUUAUUUGACUGCCAUUGCAUAA